CGACGGUUCGUUGGCGGUAAAUAGACAGACGGUUUUUUUUUGGCUCGCAGCCAAGCAGCAGAAAGCCUAGAACGGUGGAUAGACUCCACAUGCCGGUUGUGGUUGGCGUUCGCUAAAGUCAGUGCAUGCAAAUACUAGUUGGAGUCCGAUUACGUACGACGACAAGUGACGUUUGGGGUUCAUUCAAGUGCAGCGCGGUUUUAGUGCAAAUUUGGCGGUGAAGCAGAAGCAGCAACAGUGCAAAUACCGGCGACCGGUUGUAGUUGCCGGUGCAAGUGCGUUCGGUGCGUUAGUGAACGGGUGCUUAGCUGCGUGCCGCACAGUGAUUGAUUGACGUCUGUCAGAUACAGUUGCAAUUGCGUGUCGCUGACAUUGUGUACGCUUCAUUACGUGCGCUGUGGUUGCCGAGUUUGUUUAGCGUUGAGUAGGCGUUUUGUGUUCGCUUGUGAAGUAAAAUAUGACUUACAUACAUACAUAUGUAACUAUGUAUAAAUUAGGUGCAUGUGUACUCACAUAAAUACUCUUACUUUGUGCCGGUAAAAUUCGAGAUUUUGUUGCAAAGUGUUUUGUGGCAUUUAAUGGUAAUUCAAUACAAUGUUUAAUAAUACGUGCGUACACAUGUGUAUGUAUUUAUCUAUAUGAAAGUGAGCAAGUCAAAACAAUUCCAAAGGAAUAUACAUACAAUAAAAAUGCAUAAAUAUGCAUUUGUGAUUUGAAAAUAAAACAAACUGAAUUUUAUAUUUCUAAAUGUUUGCAUGCUGGUGUCGUUUACAUUGGCGAUACUUGUAGGCGCAGGUAUUAACUCGUCAUGGGUGAAUUAGUAAUGCAUUGAAAAACUAAAAAAUUGAAAGAAAUUAAUUUCCACGACAAAGCCAAAAUAAAGUUUUCAAACAAAAUUGAAUGAAAAACUGAAAAAACUGUAUGCAUAUGUGUUCAAAUUAAAACAUAAUUUCCGAUGCACUACAAUUCAAACAGCAAAAAAAAUUAAAUUCACGCUAAAGAGUAACUUCAAUUAAAAAAAAAAAAAAAAUCACAAAUUUAUGGGCUUAAAAGAAACAAAAUAAGUGCUUCAUUAAUUGGUAGCACUAGAAAAUAAAUAACCAAUGGUUGUUUGACAUUUUUCUACUUUAUUAAAAGUUCAUAAAAACAUUGGUGUAAUAGUGGAAUAACAACUGUUUCAAGCCUACCACUAAAACACUAAUGGUGCCAUAAAUCAGCGGGAUAUAGAAAAACUAUCAAAUGAUACUUCGUCAUGCAUUUACAUACAUAGAGCAUUCAUCGAUCUAACGCUUACAGAUGCAGCUAAAGGAGGCAUUCAAAGCUGCUGAUAAACCAUGGGGUGCAAUUAAAUCGAACUGAAAUAAAAAAUUCAACGAAUUGAUAUAAAUUAGUGAUACAUAUUUAUGUAUAUAUUGAAGGAUGUGCAAAUAUCACUAAAUCAAUAAAAUAGUGUUCUCUGAGUGUCAUAAAUUUUAAAAAGUGUGUAACUAAAUUGAAAGAAAUUAGGUUUUGAAAAGUUUAGUGAGUGUUUUAAAAAGAUAAAAGCAGAAAUAAAAGUGAUUUUUAGCGCUAAUGUAACACCAAUACCCCACGGUUUUUCUGUAUGCAUGUACGCACAUACAUACAUACAUACAUACAUACAUACAUAUGAAGUAAAAUCAGUACAGUCAACAUACAGCCGGCAGCAGCAAAAUGAAUUGCCUCUGUCGACCAUCGCGUAUUAUGUCCGUGCGGAUAAAUCUGCUGGACGAAACAGAUUUUAUACAUGAAAUAAAGGAUGAUUUACCGGGCCAAGCAUUGCUGGAUGUUGUUUUUGCCAGACUUAAUUUAAUCGAAACUUCAUAUUUUGGCAUACGCUAUAUUGACGAGGAGAAUCAGACGCAUUGGCUCGAUCCAGCGUCCCGGAUAUCACGCCAACUUAAGCCUAAAGUGGAUCCGUAUGAUUUAUAUUUCGGUGUUAAAUUCUAUGCAGCUGAUCCGUGCAAGCUACUCGAAGAAAUUACGAGGUAUCAACUCUUCUUACAAGUGAAACAGGAUGUAUUACAAGGCAGACUACCAGUCGCUUUCGAAUUGGCUGCAGAGCUGGGCGCAUUCGUAGUGCAAUCUGAAUUGGGUGAUUACGACCAACGACGCCACUCCAAAGGCUAUGUGUCCGAGUUUCGUUUGCUGCCGAAUCAGAGUAGCGAACUGGAAACACGUGUCGCUGAACUUCAUCAGCAAUUAAAGGGCAUGUCACCGGCGACGGCGGAGCUAAAUUAUUUAGACAAAGUCAAAUGGCACGAUAUGUAUGGCGUGGAUCUGCAUCCGGUGCUGGGCGAGGACAGCGUCGAAUAUUUUCUGGGUCUGACGCCAAGUGGUAUUGUGGUGCUGCGAAAUAAGACGACAGUGGCUCAUUACUUUUGGCCGCGUAUUGCCAAAGUUUACUACAAAGGACGCUACUUCAUGCUACGGAUAAGCGAUAAAAAUAAUGAGCUCAGCACUUAUGGCUUCGAAACGCCACGCAAAUCUGCUUGCAAACAUUUGUGGCGCUGCUGUGUGGAACAUCACGCCUUCUUUCGUAUGGUGCGCAUUGCGCCAUUGCCGAAUUCGCAAUCGAAUAAUUCGGAUUUAUUUCAACUUGGCUCGCGUUUUCGUUACAGCAAUCGUUCCGAGAAGCAGCCAUCAGCAAAGGAUGCCCUCUCCUUGGGCCGCAUACCGCCAGCGUUCACACGUGUCCCAUCCAAACGCCAGCCAAGACGCGUGAUUGAUGACUUUCUAAGCGGCAGCAGGAGCGCCAACAACGCCCUGAAUGGCAUCGGUGUCGGUCAUACGGGCAGCAGCGUUACCGAUGGCGGUGGUGGCGGCGGCGUUAGCGUUGGCAGUUAUUACAAUGGCGGUGGCGUCGGAGCGGGAUUGCAAACGGCCAGCAUGAUGCCAAACAACAACUACGAGAGUCCCUACCGCUCCACCUACAGCAUACCAACCAGCCUCGGCAUACGACCCUACCAUCAGCAGUCGCAUUUAGGCAGCAACGGUGGUGGCAGCGUCUGCAAUAGUAAUUUGCAAACACCUGAUUCGCCGCGCAGCACGCGCAGCGCUCCAUGGCCACGUUCCCAGCAGCGCUCACUAUUUGGCAAUAAUCCCUCAAGUCCGCGGUCGGUACGAUCGGCCAUCGCAACAGGUGGCAGUAGCGGUGGUGGCGGUGGAGGUAGCGGCUCGCAUCAUCACCAUCAACACCACCAUCAUAAUCAGUCCGGCUCAGCGUCGCAGAAUCGACAGUCAUCGCAUUCGGCGCAUCGCGAUCACGUCUCUUCAUCUUCAGCAUCGGCUAAUCAGCAACGUUAUCGCUCGAGUUCGGUGGAGAGUCAUUCAUCAAACGAUUCACGUUCGACGCGCAGGCAUAGGCAUCGUCAUCGGCGUACAUCCGAUAAUGAGAGCGAAUUAUCGCGUGGAUCUGGCCGUUCAGGUCGUUCGCAUCAUCGCAAGCAUCGGCGUUCGCGUCAUCGUCGUGACUCAGCCGGUUCUGAUCAUGAGAGCACGCGCGGUCGCAGCUAUUCGGGACAUCGUUCGUCUUCGGUGCGCAGCGGUUCGGCGGAGCUAAUCGAUUCCACAUCACAAUGGCGCGAAGUGCAACGCCGCCAAGCCGAAGCUAGUCUGGGUCAAAGUUCCGUGCAGCAAGCGUCAGUGUCGAAGAGUAGUAUGGUGGCGCGCAGUCUGCACAGCAACGACAGUCAUUCGGAUACACACUCUCAUCACAAAUCGCGGCGACACCGUAAGAAUAAAUCUCCAUCUGAUUCGCGUAAUCGCGUUUGGUCAAGCGAACUGGCGAAGCAUUUGCAAUUCGAUCUGGUCGAUACGGCCGGCAUGACUGAGGAUCAACUACGCGAAAUACCCUACACAGUGGUGGAGACAAACUCGAAACGUUCAACAAUGAAUAUGAAGAUCCACAAGAGCGGCAGCAAGGGCAGCGUGGGUGGCAAAAGCACCGGUUCGGGUAAUACGUUAACGAAUGGCAGUGGCUCGACUGGUGGACAGGGAAAGAAUCGUGUGGAUCGCAUUAGAGGAAAAUGUGAACCUGGUCAACAAGUCAUCAACAGUGAUCGAAUCAGACUUUAUUUCCAAAGUUCAAAUGUGACUGACAAUGCGAGUGGCCGAAAUGGAUCUAUACGCUCCGCCAGCACAAUAUCUUCAAGAGAAUGUGAACGGAAUAGUGGAUUAGUCAGAAUGAUGUCCAGCAUGAGUAUGGGCGACUUCAUCUCACCAACCGGCUCUAAUCUCAGUCCAUUGGAGAAUUCUGCGCUGCGAGUAUCACACGAACACACUGAUUCAGGCCUUGGAGCUGAUCAAGACUAUGCAUAUUCCUCUGAAAGAUCUAGCGAUAGUACACGUUAUGGAACUAACAAGUCCUCGGGCGCCUCCAGUGGCAGCCAUCGCAAAUCAAUCGGUGGCGGAGGCGGUGGAGGAGGUGGCGGUGGCGGCACAUCCACUUACAACAGCUUAAUGCAGCAAACUGUGAGUAAUCAGCAAAUGCAAUACCAACAACAACAACAACAACAACAAGCUCCGCCUCGCCAAACUUCAUGCUUUGCACAACGCCAACAGCAACAAUCGCAAUCGAAACCCAUUUAUAACAAUCCCAACUCACACAACAGCCACACCCAUCAAAUGGGCAAAACGUUGGCACCCAUACACUCCUCAUCCAGCUCCCUUGGUCCCACAUCCCUUGCAACAACUAACUUUACUAAUGCUAAUGAGAAAUGCGCUUCAAAAGCCUCAAACUCAAAUUCAAAUAACAACUCCAACACCAACAUCAACAACAUCAACAGUAGCAACAGCAGUGGUGUCGGCAAUCGUCUACUGAAUUACACCACAUUCGAGAAUAAUCAAUACAAAUUCAGUUUGAAUAAUGUUUUUGGCAAAGCGACUGGCGCGGCAGCUGGCAGCGGCCAUAACGGUAGUAGUGCCAACAACAGUAGCGGUAACAUAGCGGGCAGUAGUGGUGGUGGUGGUGGAGGUAGUAAUGCUUAUGGUUGUGGUAGUAAUUUAAGUUCUAGCACCAAUCGCAUGGAUAGUUUCGUCGAAUGGCCGAAUACGCCUGCGGCGCCGUACUACUAUCAGGGGCCACCGUCGGUCGCAGGGCUGCACAUCAAGAAGCGCGACGCCAAGUCCGACAUCGGCGUACCCACACGCCGUCUAUCCGGGCAUGCAAUCACCAAAACGCAGCUGCUCACCGGCCAAAUGCCAGCAGCUGGCUAUUAUCACACACCAGCACCCAUACAUACAGCUGGCAUAGGUGGCUUCGAUUCGCGGCUACAGCCGGCCAAGUCCGAUCUCUUUCUCUCCUAUCUGCAUCAUAGUGCGGGCGGGUCAGUUGCAGUUGGCACUGAGUAUGAACGUCCUUAUAUUUACAACUACAAAAUGCCGCAAAUGCCCGACUUUCUGCGUAACACUGGGCUGCAGCAACAGCAACAGCAGCCGCAACAGCCGCAGCAACAACAUGGUCCACCAGAGGGCCAUCAACAAAUGUCCGCUUAUCACAUUUCGGGUGCACAGACCGCCGAUCCGCCGCCACCGCAGUCAACGUUGUAUAAACCCUCAUUCGGUGGGGUUGGUGGCGGCAAUAGUGGGGGCAGUGGCAAUGGUGGCGGCGGUGGUUUGGAGAGCGCAAUGUUAUUUGGUGGCGCCACACCUGCCACUGAUGUACUCUACUACCAGUUCGACAACGGUAAGCCACCCAUCGUUCAGCAACCAAAAUCUUCGCUACACAAGACCGCAAACAACAUAAGCGGCAGCGCGGGUGGCAAUGGCGCCGUGGUAGGGCCGUUAGUAUUCUUGCAAAAUGCCAAUGCCACAUCCAUGUCAUCAGCAACGGCCGGGCAGCAGCCGCAACCGCAGCAGUCACAAACUUGCACCAAUACCAAUCAAUCCAAUACCACAACAACAACCAGCACAACACAAUCGUCAACUGGUAGUGAAGGCAGCAUUGAAGAGUUCAAUGAGGAAGAACUCGCAGAUGUGCAAGAAGUUGAAGAAGAAUAUGACGAAGAACAACACAGCAAGCGGGAGAAGGAAGAAGAGCUACGAGUUGCAUACAAAGAAAACGGCCAAUACCAAACUGAAGACGCCACUUGUGGCGCAGAAGUAAAUGCUUAUAACAAUGAAUUCAAUUUGAAUGAUGAUUUGCAGCCAAUAUCGCCAGCCGAUAGCGGCAACGGCAACGGCAACGGCUACAAUAACUACAACAGCAGCAAUGAAGCCUUGGAAGCAGCUAACACAAACGUCGACGAUUGUAACUGUGAUUCCCUUACGGCAAAUUAUAAUCUGGAUAAUUGCAAUGUCAACAACAAUGCCAAUAGCAGCAAUAGCAGCAAUGCAAAUGUCAUUGCGAAUGCUUUGAAUAUAGAUACCGACACGAAUAACACAUUGCCCACGAACAACCCCCGCACAACCAGCAACAACACGUCCCCAUCCAAUUGUAGUGCCCCGAAUGUCAAUUCGACGCUUAAUCGCAAUCGGUUCAAUAAUUCGCAUUCACAUCUAAAUUCGAAUCAAAAUCAAAAUCUCAAUUCCGAUUCGAAUCCAAAUUUCUUAGCACAAAGCCGGAAUCAAAAUUUAAUGCAAAAUUCGAAUAUAAAUGCGAAUGUGAAUGUGAGCGCACUUCAAAAUCAAAUGCAUCCAAACAUUUCCUCGAGUCUAGAGAUAAUUCUUUCACCAAUUAUACAGAGUAGUCGACGAGCACAAUAGUCGGUGAAAUGAGUACGGAAUUAUGAGAAUUAGCCAAAUUCAAUAGGCGUCAAUAGCCGAAUGUGGAACAGCAAGUGCCAACAUCAGCAAUUUUGGAGCAACAGCAGCAGCAACAAACUAAAAGAGAAGAUUAUUCACAACAACUACAAUGGCAACAAUAUCAACUAGAAUUACAACAGAUGCAUGAGCACCGACCACAGGCACCACCGCCGAGCGCAUUUUGCAAACAUUGGCUGCAGCAACAACAACAAAUACAACGCGCACAGCAAAAUUCAAAUUCACAUCAACUUAAGUAACGAGCUUACAUAUAUAGCAGGAGCAAGUGCAGCAGGAGCAGUGGCUGGCAGCUGCAACAAAUGCAACAACGAACACAGCAGCUACACUACACAGUUUUAGCUUAAAUAUUUAUUAAGUGGUACGGCGACAAGCAUGUAGCAAAAAGACGAAAACCAUGAACAUGUAGCAAGCAGCAAGCGACAAGCGGCAAGCGAAGCAGCACCUGCAGCAAGCAAAAAGUGAGAAUUUACCAAAAAAAAAAAACAAAAAAAAAACAUGCAAAAGUGUAGUUAAAUAGUUUCGUGCAGCGCCCACAUGGUUGUGGUUGUGAUAAGAAUGUAUGUGUGUAUACAUAUACAUAUUAAUACAGAGCAACUUACAUAGAUGUACAUAUACACAUACUAAGUACGUAUUUACAUUUAGACACAAAAUAUUUACAAUGGGUAAUUUUAUUAAAAUGUUGAAAGCAAAAAGACAAGCAAAAUUUAAAACUUCAACUAACUAUUAUGCACUUACAAGUUUACAUGCAUACAUAAGCAUAACUUUGCUAAGCUGUAAGCGAUAUAAGCUAUGCACAUAAACGUGUAUGUUGUAUUGAAGUGAGUGGUUCCAUAGUGAAGCAUACAUGCAGGUAACUGUUUGUGUAGCGAAAAGCUACUUAACUUACAUAUGUAUGUAUAUCAAAUAAAUUUGGACGCAAACGAAAUAAAAUGUAGCCUAAACACAA
Molecule: messenger RNA, 7726 nt
Organism: Rhagoletis pomonella (apple maggot)
Lineage: Eukaryota; Metazoa; Arthropoda; Insecta; Diptera; Tephritidae
Exons: 20
Coding region: 1693-6723 (1676 amino acids)
Cellular component (GO): cytoskeleton
Source: RefSeq, a predicted model, not a curated record